This is a messenger RNA of Labeo rohita (rohu), 2258 nucleotides long. It is a transcript of the gene rgs5a, whose product is annotated as regulator of G protein signaling 5a. The transcript has 5 exons. The record is from RefSeq and is a predicted model, not a curated record. The coding region runs from base 110 to 658 and encodes 182 amino acids. Lineage: Eukaryota; Metazoa; Chordata; Actinopteri; Cypriniformes; Cyprinidae.
CUUUCUCCAUAUAAUAGAGGGAAGCAGGACAGCUUCUAAAAGAGAGAGAGCAGACAACAACUCAUGGUGGUGGACUAACCGUGCAAACCUAAAGUGAACAGCUCAGAAAAUGUGUAAAGGAUUAGCUGCCCUGCCCCAGACAUGUCUGGAAAGGGCUAAGGAGAUCAAGACUAAAUUGGGAACUCUGCUUCAGAAGCCAGAAAAUUCCAUCGACCUUAUUAUCCCCUACCAAGAAAAGCCUGAGAAGAAACCAGAGAAGCUUCAGAAACCCACACCUGAAGAAGCAGCCCAGUGGCGUGAGUCCCUUGAUAAGGUCCUUUCCAACAGCUACGGCCUGGCCACCUUUAAGAGCUUCCUCAGAUCUGAGUUCAGCGAGGAGAAUAUUGAGUUCUGGGAGGCUUGUGAGGACUUCAAGAAGACCAAGUCCCCCCUGAAAAUGGCCGCCAAAGCAAAGAAGAUUUAUGAGGACUUCAUUCAGACUGGUGGGCCCAAAGAGGUAAACAUCGACCACUUCACCAAGGAUGUGACUCUGAGGAACCUGGUGGAUCUUUCUCCCUCCACCUUCGAGCUGGCUCAGAGCCGGAUCUACACCCUGAUGGAGAAAGACUCCUUCGGUCGCUUCCUGCGGUCUGAGCAGUACCAGGAACUCCUCAAGUAAACUGACUCGCCCAGCUGCAGGGAGAAUCAUUCCUUUGGUCAUAGAAAACAAUUUUACUCAAAAUAAAUGUCUUUUUGACACAUUUCUAAACCUCAUUAAACCAUACCACAGUAGGUAUACGUGGAAAACACCUGGCACGGUUGCAAUAUCUCCCUGCAGCUGACUGAAACAGCCCAUUGCUAACAAGACCAUCUUAACAUUUUGUUAAAAUAAUGUGAUUCCUGCCCAGUGCUCUGAAUGUCAAAGUCAAGAACUUCAAUAAAAGAAGUUAACGAUCAGGGUUUGAGAGACAGUACGCAUUGUGAUUUGUCAUUAGCAAGCUUUUAAUUUGUACAAGUGCAAGAAAUUGAAGCGCCUCUUAGAAUUUUGUAUAUAUAUUUCCUAUUAAUUGGAGUCACACUCUUUUGUGACCCCUGUAGAAUAAUAAAGACGAAAACUGAUCCCCACUUGUAAUUUAUGGCUUUUCAGAUAAGUGGUUCAUGUACUUUUGAUGAGGACGUUCUGACCCAAGUUUCUAAAAGCAGCAUGUUCAUCAACGGGAAGAGGCUGGAGGAAUGGGAACGGGAAGAACGCAGGCUUUUUUCUUGGAAACUGCUGUGUUAACAUUAAAAUGCCCAAAUGGUAAACCAAAGGAAAUCAUAGGGAAACAACCCACUUAGUAUUGAAAGCUUCACUAUAAGUCAAUGCUAAAAAAAAGUGUGACAUGUUAGGAUGCACUCCAGUCUCUGGGAACUAGUUGUUUGGGUUACCGCUAUUGAAAGUUGCUAAGAUGGGAAUAUCAAGUAGGAGGGAAUCUCUAAAAAGCACUGGGCACAUUAUUUUUUAUUCUAAAGGCAAUGUUUAUUCUCAUGCCACUUUACAAGCAGAACACAUUUAGAUCAAGUCAUGGAAACCCAAAAACAUCCAAGUGUUUUUUUUUCCGACUUUCUACAGAAGCCAUUUAUCACAAUACUAUAAAUAUAUACACAGUGUUAGACAUAUAAACUAUUAUACUCUAAACAAGAAUGAUUACUGCAAAAUGUUAUUGACGUUAACAUCUAUUAUUUGCCCUUAGCAUGUGCAGCCAGUCCUGAUUUGUUGCAGUCUGAACAGCAUAUCAAAUAUAUGUAACCCACAAGUGUGAUAUUCAGUGCAUGUUUUUUAUUUAAAGUGUGUUUCACAGACACAUAUACUCUUGCAUGUUUCUUUAUUAUACUGUGUGUAGCUAUGUCACUAAAUCUAAUAACAUUUAUUCAAUAUGAGCAGUGGCGGUGCUUCCAGAAGUCCUUACUGAUGUUCCAAAAGCAAUUUAUUAGUUCACUGCAGGACAGGUUUAGUUUAAUAUGGCUAUCAAUGACUGGGCAUCACCAACAUAAACAUUUUUUAAAUUACUAUUUUAAAAUCACCUAAAUUUUUGGGCUAAACAAUGUCAAAUUUUAUCAUAAAUUAAUGUCGUUUUUUUUUUUUUUUUUUUUUUUUUUUGAUGAAAUUGUCAAAUUGUCGGUAAGGACUGACAGAGUACCUUGCUUAUACAAGAAAUCUGCAUAAAACUAUAUCCAUGUAUGUUUGUAGUUGAUCAUAUAAAAUCCAUAAUCACAUUAAAGUUCUGAAGAUUUAUUUA